CAACAACCACUGUCAGCGAGCCGCCGCAGAAAAAUUGUUUUCUUUUCGCAGCAAACAAGUGUGGCGCGGUGCAAAAUCCCGAUAAAAAUGAGUCGAUCAUCUAAAAGCAUACUUCUCGAUGGCUCUGGACUGGAAACCAGUUUCAAGAUAGUGAAGAACGAAGCGGAGGAACAGCUGGAGAAUUUCCUUGCUCCAGUAGCGGAACUGGCCGACGACAUCAGCAGCGGACGGUCAAAGAUUGUUAAGCCGGCUCCAGGAUUCUGCGUGAAAGCGUUCAAGAAGGGAACGGAGGAAAAAUUCUUCAUCAAUCUCUGCCAAACCGAUGGCAUUCCACCGCCGCGCGACAUUACCGAGGACGAGCUGAUACGCAUCCUGAACGAUGGUGAGCCUAAUGCAUUCCGCAUCCCGAUGAGCAUCACGCAGCCCCGCCCCGCACUGGACAAAUCCAACCAGGGCUGCCAGGUGUGCGAUAUCGCGAUCAAUACGAAAUUCUACGCCAAAAUUGAGUCCGGCGGGCUGUUGCGCGAGUUCCUCAUCAGUGUGCUGUUCGAUGGGGUGGAGAAUAAGUACAACGUCGCACUGGACGAGAGGAACUUUCGCAUAUUGAAGAACAAAAAGUUCAUCGACAAGCUGAUUCCGCACAACAUCCAGAACCGGGACGUGCGGCAGGUGAUCGAAAGCUAUCCGCACCAGUCGGACGCCGAUCGGGCGCUGCUCACCGAGCUGGACAAUCCGAGACCGCUGAUGGCGGGCGCCCAGCCGAAGAAACCACUCAUCGAAGAGAUUGGCGCAGAUGCGGGGACGGUAAAAACGGUUAAAAAUGAAACGAACAGCUCGCGUAGUGUCGCACCGGUAUCGGUGGUAAAUGCCAAACAGCAGCAAAGUGAUAGCACUACCCCAGCACCGUACGUGCCCGAUCCGACAAAGGUGGCCAUUUCGCAGGCCGCCACGAAGAAGCCGGAAAGUAAGCUGUUCCGCGAACCGCCCGCCGGUAGAGCCAAGCGACUGAUAGGAGAGUUCCAUCUGCCGGAAUGUGUUUCAUCGAACGAAAUUACGCUGGACGUGGGCGAGGAUCGCAUUUUGCUAGAGGCACGUAAGAAAGGCUACCUGCUGGAUGUGUUCGUGGACUAUCGUAUUGAUGAAAGCAAGGUGGAAGCUCAUUUCGAUACCACCACAAAGAUCCUGCAAGUAUCGAUGCCAGUGUUGGCAGCUUAA
Molecule: messenger RNA, 1215 nt
Organism: Anopheles merus
Lineage: Eukaryota; Metazoa; Arthropoda; Insecta; Diptera; Culicidae
Product: PIH1 domain-containing protein 1-like
Exons: 4
Coding region: 88-1215 (375 amino acids)
Biological process (GO): rRNA processing; box C/D snoRNP assembly
Cellular component (GO): ribonucleoprotein complex; cytoplasm; R2TP complex
Source: RefSeq, a predicted model, not a curated record